AUGGGCGAUUUAUGCCCGCAGGUUGACACCAAGCCGGCAAGCGACAUUCUGGCGGGGGCGGUUGCGCGCGCGGCCAGCCAGGGGACGAUCCACCCUCUGGACACCCUCAAAGUGCGCAUGCAGGCCGAGGGCGGCCUUUCCAAGUACGCCAAGCUGGUGCCGCCCCCAGGUAUGAUAAAGAGAGGAGUACCACUUCCCCCGGCCUGUGCUGAUCAAAUGCUCCUGAAUGCGCCAGGCGCCACAGCGGGCAAGGCGGUCAAGCGCAUGCUGCCGAGGGUGGCCAGCCUAUACAAGGGAGUUGUGGGCGCGGCCAGCGGCGCAGGAAUAUACAUCGGGACCUACUUUGCGUUCUAUGGCGCGGCGUGCAACGUGCUGUCCCGCCGCACCGACCUGUCGCCCGGCGGCAUUGCCUUUGUCGCCGGGGGGAUCGCCGCCGCCGGGGGGUCCGUCGUCAAAGUGCCGCUCGCCGUCUGCAUCCGCAGCGUCCAGGCCGGCGUGUACCCGAACGUGUUUGCGGCAUCGCGGGCGAUUAUCGACGCGGCGGGUGUGCGGGGGCUUUUCACCGGGUACCUGCCCACGCUGCUAGAGGAUGUCCCGGACAUGGCCUUCAAGUUUGCCGCCUACGAGUCCCUGCGCUCCCUGCACCGACGGGCCAAUGGCGGCCGUACCGCCAACGCGCAGGAGGAUUUCGCGAUGGGCGCGGCUGCGGGCGCGUUUGCCGCCGCUGCCACAACGCCGCUGGACGUGAUCAAGACCAACAUGAUGUGCACGGCCGCCAGCCGCCCUACCAUGGCCUCCUCCGCGCGCACCAUCCUCGCACAGGGCGGCCCCUCCCACUUUUUCAGGGGAGUUGGCCCGCGCGCGCUGAGCAACGGUAUCAACUCGGCGGUGUUCUUCUGCUUCUUUGAGGCGCUGCGCUCCACCUUCAAGCAGCGCAAGGCCCUGGUGCGCACCACCUCUGCAAUGUGUGAAGGCCAGCUUUCAGCUGUUUCUCUGCGUGCAAGUUUCUUCGAACAGGAGGGUUCUGUAUGCAUGCUGAUGCAAAGGGCAAGGCUCCAAUGCUUGAUUGGGCUGGCUUGUCAACUCCAGUGCAGACCAAAGGGUGCUGGAUGA
Molecule: messenger RNA, 1113 nt
Organism: Coccomyxa subellipsoidea C-169
Lineage: Eukaryota; Viridiplantae; Chlorophyta; Trebouxiophyceae; Coccomyxaceae
Product: mitochondrial carrier
Exons: 5
Coding region: 1-1113 (370 amino acids)
Cellular component (GO): mitochondrial inner membrane
Molecular function (GO): S-adenosyl-L-methionine transmembrane transporter activity
Source: RefSeq, a predicted model, not a curated record